This is a messenger RNA of Macrobrachium nipponense, 10708 nucleotides long. RefSeq names its product proton-coupled zinc antiporter SLC30A9, mitochondrial-like (gene ZnT49B). Gene Ontology annotation, cellular component: endoplasmic reticulum; membrane. NCBI's taxonomy places the organism in Eukaryota, Metazoa, Arthropoda, Malacostraca, Decapoda, Palaemonidae. Gene Ontology annotation, molecular function: monoatomic cation transmembrane transporter activity. Gene Ontology annotation, biological process: zinc ion transport; transmembrane transport; intracellular zinc ion homeostasis. The record is from RefSeq and is a predicted model, not a curated record.
UCUUCGGUACCAGCUGAGAGGUAGAACCUACAUCGGGCAGCUUUCGAUUACGCUUUAACGAAGUCAUAGGUAUAACAGUUCGGUUCAUUUGACAAUAUAAGAAUUCCAUAGUACCUAUUAUAGGUCACAGGAGCAAUGUAUCCAAGAGUGCUUAGCAUGCUGAAACUUGGUGCCAGAAAGAAAGUACACCAUUGUUGUGCAGCAGUUACCUUUGUAGUUAUGCCACGAAAAAAGGAAAGAACAAAGUUUGAUACAUCACAUCCAUCUACUGAACGAAAUUUCAUAACUGCAGUACGAGCAAUGUCAGAAUUUUUACUGAAGCCUUCAGACCUUGAGAACCUUCGGCAGACGAAGAGACGUUCACCUUUUGAAAAUGAGCCACCUAUCACAGUUUACUGGAGAAAAGAUGUCGAAGCCAAAGCAAUCCAAGUGUGGGGGAGCCUGGAUGCUGUAGAAAAGGAGAAAUCAAAGAGAGGGAAGAGAAAAAAACAAUUGGGUGAUAUUUUUCAUGUUAAAGAUAUAUUGAAUGGGUAUGGUUCUGAGCAGAGAACUGAGUUUGAGCCAAAGCCCCUGAGACCUAGAAGUAGUGGUUUAGAUGCAUCAGGGAAAGUUGUUUGGGCUGCAGUUGUCAUAAAUGGAGCCAACUUCAUUAUGAAGUUGGGAGCUUGGGCAUAUACUGGAUCUUAUAGCUUAUUUGCUGAAGCAUUGCAUUCAUUUGCUGAUGUAGCCAAUCAACUUAUACUAGCAUAUGGAAUCCAUAAAUCUAACCAGCAAGCAGACCUCAUUCAUCCUUAUGGUUACACCACUAUGAGAUAUGUAUCUUCGCUGAUAUCAGGAGCCAUGAUAUUUUGUGUUGGCGCGGGUCUCUCUUUCCAACAUGGUAUAUCAGCGCUUUUGGAACCAGCAGAGCAGGUAACGCCACUCUAUUGGGCCUUCUACAUUUUAGGGGGUUCACUCAUAACUGAAGGUGGAACCCUUUUGAUGGCUGCUCAUUCCAUUAGAAAAGGAGCAAUUGCACAGCAAAUGACCUUCACUGAAUAUGUUUUGCGAGGUCAGGACCCUAGUGUGAAUGUUGUUCUCCUUGAAGAUCUUGCAGCAGUUAUGGGUGUGAUGGUAGCCAUGGGCUGCAUGGGACUGACUUCUCUCACUGGUUCUCACAUCCCUGAUGCAGUUGGUUGCUGUCUUAUUGGGGGAAUUUUAGCUGCUGUCUCAGGCUUUAUUAUAUACACUAAUUCAGCAGCACUAGUUGGAAAGUCUAUCCCUCAGCAUCGUUUACAGAAAAUCAAUGAUGAGUUAGAGCGAGAUGUUCUGAUUCGUGCCAUUUAUGAUGUCAAAGGAAUUGAUAUGGGCACAGGAUUAGUGCGAUACAAAGCAGAGGUAGAUUUUGAUGGCCGUGAAUUGACACGUGGCUAUUUAGACAAACAAGACCUUGAUUCUUUGUUAAAGGAGAUCCAGGCUAUAAAAACGGUAGAAGAAUUAGAAGCAUUUAUGUUGAAACAUGGAGAAAAUAUUGUUGAUAGUCUAGGUGCAGAAGUGGAUCGCAUUGAGAAAAUUCUCAAGAAAAGCCAUCCUGAGAUUCGACAUUGUGAUUUGGAGAUUCUUUAAAGAGCAUAUGAAGAUGCAUUACAAUACUGUGCUGCAAGGUAGCAAAUACACUACAGUGCCCCCCCAUUUUUAUAUGGGAAUAGGUUCCAGAACCAACCACUGAAAUACAAAAUCUGCAGAAAUGCAAGAAUCCCCUCUGAAAAUGCAUAUAACUGACAAAUACCUUGUACCCUUAAACUGAAAUGCUUAUAACUGCCUAUUUUAACAUCUCACUGCUUAAUUUGAUAGUUCAAACCAAUAUAUACCUUAAAUUAUCAUACUAAAACAAUUUAGUAUCAUUUCAAUGCAUCCUAAACCAUCAUCCCAAAACACAUAAAGUAACCUCACAUUACAGUACAGGCGGUCCCCGGGUUACGACGGGGGUUCCGUUCUUGAGACGCGUCGUAAGCCGAAAAUCGUCGUAAGCCGGAAUAUCGUCAAAAAUCCUAAGAAAACUUUACUUUUAAUGCUUUGGGUGCAUUGAAAACUAUGUAAACUGCAUUCUUAUAGCAUUUUUCAUCAAAAAAACCUUCAAAUAUUGAUUAUUUUGCAUUUUUGGUGUCAUAUUUCAUCUCCCAGAUGAGCGUUGUAGGCGUCGUAACCCUGGAACAUGCGUCGUAACCCUGGAACAUGCGUCAUAACCCUGGAAAUAACUUCUAUUGAAAAGCAUUGUAACCUCGGAACGUCGUAAGCCAACACCGUCGUAACCCGGCGACUGCCUUACUCUCCUAAUACGGUUACUCAUAAAUAGGAUAUAUACACCCCUAAAACACUUAUACCUGCCUAUUUUAACAGUUCAUCGCUAAACUUGACUGGUCAAACAAAAAUGUACCUCAAACUAUCAUCCCAGAACACCCAAAUAUCAUUUUAAAGUGUAUGUUGCAAAAUUAAGUACCAACCUACAACUGUUAAGUAUCUCCUAUCAUUCAGACACAGUUUCUUUGGCGUAUGUCAUCAUUUUGAGCAUACAAUAAUGCACUGGGCAUACAUUUUAUUUAUAUUACACAUUAAUGAUUUCCUGCGUUGUAAGAUGGUUUUUAUUUAUUGUACAGGUACAUAUUUUAGGAUAGUACUAUUGCAUAGACCAAAUCCAAAAUAUGUGGGUAAUGUAGAUCGAUGGGACAUGAUCUCCAAGGAGAAUGCUAUGUUUGCAUGUCAUUUUAGUAUUUUUGUGUUUAUGUACAAAUACAUUCAUGAUAAAAAAAAUUAUUUAUACUACGGUAAGUUGUUGGUUUAUGUCGUUUUGUGGUUUGUUCUCACCAUCUCCCAUAAAUUUAUUAAAAAAUUCUUGUGCUGUCAUUCUUAUAGCACAAGAUUUUGUGUGAUGUAUAUAAUCUUUUCUCUCUCUCUCUCUCUCUCUCUCUCUCUCUCUCUCUCUCUCUCUCUCUCUCUCUCUCUCUCUCUCUCUCUCUCUCUCUCUCUCUCUCUCUCUCUCUCUCUCUCUUGUACAUCAGUGAUGAAAAUGAAAUGAAAAUACAGUACGUAGUUAGUGAUUAGUAGUUAAUAUUGCUCUUUGAAAAAAUUCAUGAAUUAGUGGAAUUUCCCCCACAGACAAGUGAAUAAUGUGUUCCACAAAAAUCCACAACAAAAUGAAAUGUGGAAAUGUGAAAUGCAUAAAAACGUGGGCCACUGGACUCAUAUAUGGUUUUCUGAGUAAUUUUACUGAAAAAUAAAAAGAAAAUUGCUAUUUAUAUUACAUUGUACUGGAGACCGUUUUUCAUGGUCAAUAGUUAACUUCAAAAUACUACAGGCAGUCCCCGGUUAUCGGUGGGGGUACCGUACUCGGCAGGAUGCUGAUAAGCGAAAACCAUCAUUAACUGAAACUCAGCAAUUUAUGGCACUCUGUUAGGUAUAUUGUGGAACCAUAACUCUAAUAUCGCCACCUUAUGGUGCCGAUAACUGAAAUUCGGCCCGUAUGGCUCCAUAAAUUGCCGAUUAUAUGGCGUUAGACAGGUGCCAUAAAACUGGAUCACCAUUAACUGAGACCACCGAUAACUAGGGACUACCUGUAUAUGAAGUUAACUAUUGAUUGUAAAAACCAUGAAAAAUGGUCUCCAGUACUAAAUUGUAAAAUAAAUAACAAUUUGCAUUUUAUUUCUUAGUAAAAUUACUGAGAACACCUAUACUAUAUGAGUAUGUAAACUGUAGUGUGUUUAUUUCAUAGCUCAGUACUAUUGUAAUGCAUCUUCUGAAAAUACACUAGUGAAUUAUGACACCUACUUAGCUGUCAUUUCUUAUCAAAGAGUGGUGAUCUAAACAGACUAUUCAAAAUGUCAUUUAAAAUCUGUGUAAUCAGAUCACCUAGCAUAGGGAAGUUGUUUAAACAGGAUAUCUUCCAACAAUAGCCAAAAUCAAAAUAACUAUGGUUGGAGCAAAGAAUAUACUACAGCGGCCUGAUGAAAAUCUUGAAAGGCUGCUAACUUCUAGACAAAUGAGCAAAAGUAAUUUUCAGUAUAGGUAGAACAUAAAAUUUCAGAAGCAAGAUCCGCUGGUAUGGUUGAUAGCAUUGCGGCAUGCUGCUCUGAUGUUGCGAGUUCACACCUCCCCCAGGGCCAUGAAGAAUAACUGGCUCUGUAUUAUGAUCAGUUACUACUGCAGUGUGGGGUCUGUGGUGGGAGGUUGAUAUCAACAUUUAUUGGAAGCUUGAAUUUUAAGUCAAUGGCCCCAUGGGCUUCUUCCAUUUAAAUAGGUUUCAUCUAAUAUAAUAAUAAUAAUUAUAAUAAUAAUAAUAAUAUUAAUAAUAAUAAUGAUAAUAAUAACAACAAGAAUACUGUCAUCUUCUGUAGAUAUAAGAAGGCUUUAAAGUUGGCAAGUUACUUCCAGCUUUGGAUACUGUGUUUUACAGUACUGAAUGAAAAAAUAUUUUCGAAGUUGAAAUAUAUUUUUAGUUUAUCCAGUAAUUGAUUUUUAAGGAGUUGCAGUAUAUUAAAUAAGAUUUGAUAUACAUACUCAAUAAAGACAAACCCUUGGGCCAGCCCAUUUCCAAGGUAAGAAUUUUAACUUGGUUUUUGGGUCAAACUACCUAUUCACUAUUAAUAAUAAGUGAAAGGUGGAUUAAAUAUUAUCCAGAACCAUUAAAUUCGGUAGUACUUGUGCACAGUGAAUUAUGGAGAGGGAGUAUGUAUAAGACCAGCUGAGAAUGAAAUAAAUUAUUUGAUCAACCUUAACCAUGCUGACUUGGAGAAUUCCCCAGUGGUUACUACAUCCACUGUGUCAUAACUUGUAUGGCACUCAGUUGAUAAUCCUAAAGGCUAUUUCCAGCAUCCAAUUUUUUCUGAGUUAUUUGGCUCUGCCUUCUAAUUUUUAUGUUUCACUUGUUUUGUCUUACCAAAUAUAACUUUUUCUUUUUGUGAAUGGCAUUUUGGUGAAUUAUUUAUUCUGUAUAUUUUGUAAAUCCGUUAGCUUUCUGGAUAUUUAGGUUGGUCACUUACUUCACCAAACCUCCUUAACACAAAACCAAUAAGCUUUCAUAUUUUAAUUUCUUGACCCUGGAGAGGAGAGACUCCCACACUGAUUUAACUUGACCAGUUAAGGCUGCAGUGGCCACCUGCUGACGGUAUGACCCCACAGUCCGCAGAUUUUUCUGGGCAUUCAAUCUGUAUGAUGUUUAAGUCUUCUGUAAACCAUUCUUUUACAAUUUUGUUAUUAUGAAUAGGAGAAUUAUCCAUCACCAAAUAUACUAUGCUGGCUCCAGAUCAGGGAUUAGUAGCUUCCUCACUGGCAGAAUGAGGGCAUCUUAUUGUUCAUUAUGUAUAUUGUUCAACCUUUCAGUAAUCUGAUGAGUUCUGGACUAUAUUGUCUGCCAUCCUCCCCCAAAAAGCUGCUGUAACUGCCUUUCCACACGGUUGAAUAUUGUUUGGCUUAUACCCAGAAAGAAUAUUACAGACCUAUUAAGUAAAGAAUAUAAAAAAUAUUCUAGAAUAUUUCAACAUGGUAAAUAUUGAUAAUUAUAUGCCUCUUGUAAUAUUUGUUGUAAUUUGUUUUAGAUAGCAUCAAAAUAUAUGGAAAAUGCAUGAAGUAGAGUGUACACACAACCCAAUUCAAGACGUUGACAUCGAUGACUGAGCUACUUACUGUUGGACCUACGAACAUUUUUUCUUAGUCUCUCAAUUUGAUAGCAUUAUCAAGAUAUAACAUCUUUGAGGGAGAAAUUUGGGUUAUCUCUUUUGGAUUGUUAUUUUUUUAUUGUGGAUAAUUACUACAUAUACAAAAUUUUUGCAUAAGUUUUCAUUUGUCCCAAAAACAAAUGACAAAUCUUGAAAUAAUGCUGUUAAAUGUGCAAUACAUUGUUUCCAUGUGCAGGUAUUAAGUUUUCAAGAAGUAACUUGUUUAAUGAGAUACAAUUCCUAUCUGCAUAAAGUGCAGUAAGAAUCUAUGGAUGUAUGCGUGCAUGCAUGAAUUGAUAAGAGAAAAUUGUUUGUACCAACCUUAAAGUUUCUAGAGCAGUGACAUGGUUAAACUUUGUAACAAGACUUAACUUCAAAAAUAUAAGUAAUUUGAUGAAAGUGAAAACAGUAAUUUUGAUCAAAAUCUGUUGAAAUGAAUACCGAGCUUUCAAGAACCUGCACAGCUGUCGUUGAAAAUGAAAGCAGGGCAGGUUCCCAGAAUGCCAUGGUACAAAUUUUAAUAAAUUUUUUGUAGAAAAAUUACUUGAAUUUCUCUUUAAAGUAUUCCAAUAAUAAUAUUUGCUAGUUACCACACUGACAGAUAUAUGUUUUGUUUAUUUUGGUUUUAUUAUUAUUUUUCUUUCAUAAAUCGAGUAACUGCACCUAUUUUAGGGGGACUGCUAGGAGUUCAACAGGUUGAUUUAGUCUUUGAUAACAGUAGCUGUCCCAUUAUGUGUAUUGGGAUGAAAUUUUAUUGUCAUUAUUUGCUAAUAGAUAUUACUCAAGAUUUCAUGGGUUGUGUAGUCAGUGGCCUGGCAAUAGACCUUAAUUGCAUUAUCAUAUUAGAUCUAUUACUUUGUAACCUUGCAUUUUUUAGCAUACAUGUCAUAAUAAUCCCCACUAAGAACUACUUUGGGGCCUCUAUUAUUGUGUACAAAGUUAAUCUAACAGAACAAAAACUUACCAGAGCGUGGUGUAUUUUUCAUCCUUCAUGUUUCAAAUGGAACAGCAUUUCCUUUAUUUGGGGGGUAUUCUUAUAGUUAUUUGCCAGACACUUUCUUUGUUGUUUAAGAUUAUAAGUAUGUGCAUUGGCAAAACUGAGAGGGUACGUUUCUGAUCAUUAUUGAAAUUGUUAAGAUCGCCAGUCUUAAACAGACCCGCCAUAAUACACAUCUUAGGAGGGGAGAAAUUGUGGUGGAAAUAACUGACCUGAAAAGCAAUCACAAGAAAAUUGGCCUGCGUCUUGUUGCUCAAAUCCUUGUUAAGUGUAACAAAAAUAUGUAAACUUCUAUAUAAUAUAUGCACUGCAUUUCCACCCAAACUCAACUAAUGUAAUUUAGUAUUGUAUUUAUUUUUUACUCAGACUCAGCCUCACACUUUUCAUACGUCCAUUGUUUUUGUCUAACAUUUUAAAUGCCUGUAAUCAGAAUUUCUCUAUUUUCUAAGCCUGUGCAUUGCCAAAGGCCAAGAGUGAAGUAAAACUUCUGACAGCAUCAUGAGGUUUUGCCAGUUUUUGCUAGUUUCCACUUAUGGUAAUUAGAAUUUGGCUUGUAGUUUCUAUAAUUCUGAGGCUUCAAUAGUAUUGCUGUGUGUCCUUUAUGGGUCUGAAAAACAUUGUAUUCAGUUAUUCUUAAUCUUAUAUAAUGUGAUAUUGUAAACAAACAGUAUUAGGUGUAUUUUCUUCCUUACAAAAUAAAAUGUGAAGAAUAAUGAAUUUGAUGUACUAUAUGUAAAAGAUGUUAUAGAUAUCCAUUGUUUGAUAAUGUACGUACAUUAUCAAACAAUUACUUACUACUUGGUGUUAAACUCAAGGAGGCCAGCAGGUAAUUGAACAGUGAAACUGAAAAAAAUUUUAACUUUGGAUUUUUUCUGUAGGUAGGUAUGGCAUCUGGUUAUGUGAAUGUAAAUUACUGUAUCAGAAUUAUUAAGUUUUAUAGCUGCGGGAUAUUUCCCGUGGAUAAGCAUCCCCACAUACUGCAGUGUAUAAUUCAUAUUUGAUAAAUCAAUACAUUUUUUGUUACAAUAAACUACAAUAAAAUUACUGUUAGAACUGACUAAUGUCACCUUUUCCCAUUGACACUAAAUAACAACAAAGAUGACUUUAGUGGCCUUAAAACCUUGCUCUAAGUAAAUUUGUGAUGACUCAACCCACUAGCAGGCUGCUCCAAUUUUAGAAAUAUUCAUUUCAAAAUCUAACUUGAAUAAUUUCAAACUGCCAUUUAUUCAUCAUUUUUCAAUCAGUUUUGUCAAAAUUUCUCUCAAUAGGGUUAGAGAAUUUUUGUGUGUAAAAGGGAACAGAUUUUUCUUGGUGACUGUAACAAUGAAAAUAUUCAGAAAAUAAUAAGAAAUGUCUGUUUUGCCAAACAGUAAUAUUUAUAUAAAGCUUUUUUGAAAUGUUUUUUAAGGUUCAUUCGUAUUAGGCCUUUGUUAUUGAUUUUAUAGGUGUACAGUAGAACUAUUAUGUUGUAUAGGAGUAGACGUUUGAUAUUUGUUGUAACUGAAAGGGAUAAAAAAAAGUCACAAAAUGGGUAUCUUGAGCUAAAGUUGAUGUAUAUAAUGACGGCACCACCAACCUCACCUGCUCCAAAAUCAACCCUGGCUUGAGACUUAUGACAUCUGGGUUAAGAUGUCGCGGCAACAAGCUGACAGUUCGUAGCGUAAUACUUCCUAUGCCUUGUGAGGGGUGGAGGAAGCAACUUGGAAGAACCCCUUGACAGAAGAGAUCUCUCCCAGUCUAACACAUAGGUGUUCACCUUCUGCAAGACCGACUGGACAUGCCCCGAUAAAGGAAGCUGAAAACUUAAGAUCUUGUGUAGCCCCCAGCAAGGCUUCCAAGCAAGUAGGAGUGGGAGAAAACUGAGCCAGAGUCCUACUCUCCAGAUUGUUGAAUCCACGAAUGAGAUCAACAACCUUGGUAAAGGAAGACAAAAACUCUUGUGUCUCCUUCCCCCUGCUCUGGCAAUGAAGACCGAUAACAAGAAGGAGAUGCAGGCUUUUCCGACACACCUCCCUUGUACAAACCAACUGCACAUCCAGCAGCCAAAGAACCUGAAGCACCAGCCAACGCAGACACCAAAGACCUGUCUGGACUGGAGCCACAUGCCAACUCCUGUGACAAACCAAGAACAACACUAGGAACACUACUACGAACACUCACAAUAGAUGUCUCACUUGCGUGUCCAUGUAUGUGUCCGUGCGACAGAGAAGCAUCUUGAACUCUUGACGCAGAACAAGAAUUCCUUGGAGUCAAACCACGAACAGCAUCAUCGGGAGGGGAAGGCGAACACCCUGGCUGCACCACUUCCACAUUUACAACUUCCAAUCUUUUCACAGGCACCUUAAGAUCCUUGUGACGACAAGUAGGCACUGGAACAGAAGCAGCAGACAAAUUACCAAGGUGCGCACAUACGUGUGAGGCCGCAACAUGCUCAUGUCCGGAAGAAGAGGACGACAUAGCAACAGCAGAUUGCACAGGGAAAGGAGACGACACACUAAUACUCUCAGGAACAUGGAUGUGCCGCUCUUCACCCUUUGACGAAGAAAUAGCAAAGUCCUUAACCCUCCAAUGCUUGAUAUGCCGAUGCAGUGGAGAUGGAGGCGAUAGAGGGGAGGAAGACUGCACUCCUUCCUUACACACCCUCUUGGCAAGAGAGGGGGAGGCAACUCAACAUGUUUGCUCACAGCCUUCUCAGUAGAGGAGGCAUCCAACCUGUCCUCCAAAACAGAGUUCAAUCUAUUAAGAACCGCCUGACAUAAAGCCUCAGAUGGAUCUGCAAGAGAGGACGCAGACGACACGGAUGUAAGAGGAUACGUACAUCCUGGAUGGCAACGAUGAUGUCACAGGAGCAAAUGAUGAUGACACAGAGUAGUGAGGCAGAGCAGCAGCCCCAACUGACGACACCGAUGUAGCAGGGAUUGACGUCACCGAUGGAAGUGACAUCACCGAUGGAAAUGACAUCACCGUUGGAACUGGGAGUGACAUAACCAACGGCACUGAGAGAGACGUCACGGCCUUCCCCUGACCCGAGCUAGUGGCAGGCCUCACUAGUGGCGCGAUAAGAUGAUGCUCAGGCAGUGCACUACAAAAUGGCUCACCGCGAGCACCAACAUAGAGAAAGCCAGGGGGGGAAGGGGGUUACAGCUAGGGAGGCCUAAGGGGGGAAGGCGAACAUCCAUGAAAUAUGUCAGCAAACCCUCCAAGGACGGUGAACCCCGUAGACCAAGUGACGCCCAGAGCGCUGCCAUUUUGGAUGAUUCCAAUCCUGAAAGAGAAGAAACCAAUGAAAUAGUCUUCUCCCUCCCGGGAAGCAAUUUAACUCCCGAAGAAGAGGGGGCGACAUUACACAUUAAAUCAGCCUGAGGGCCUCCUGAUACUUCCAACUACGAAUCGAUGGAAGAAAAGGAAGGACACAGGCACACAAACUCUACCAUCAUGGGGUGUGACUGAUGAAGAAGAUGAAGCAUCUGGGUGAGGCGAUGAAAACCCUUCCCAUGAAGGAAGAGUCAAAACUCUACCAUGCUCCCUUUUACUAUGAAAUAACUUCCACUGCAAUUUAGGCCAUGCAUGACAUUCCAGGCAGGGAUUCUUUAUAGUACGAAAAUCAACAUGACACCUACUGCAUGUGGAAUGGAGGUCCGUAGUUGAAGAAACCAGGAAACAAGAACAUGGGAAACCUGGAAUCCCCGGGCACAUAUGUUGGUGAGGCCAAGAAGACGCAGAGGAAGCCAUAAUAACACAAGCACACAUAGACAAGCAAAAGAGCGAAAACAGGGAUGGUGGAGAGUAAGCAACCGCGUCGCUCACCCAGGCAGUCAAGAAAAAUACUAAACAUGAUAGCGUAGGUGCGCGGUCUUUGACCAGUUUUCACAUGAUAUACGCAUACGUUGCCAGAUCUCACAGAUUCCUUGCUUUUCAAUCUCCAAUUGUUUAACCAGAUCCACCUAGGCACUAGAAAAUUAUCCUUUGUUAAGACUGAAGGUUUGUAGCUAUGAAAAAUACAAAUUGUCUUAGAAAAUUU